Messenger RNA from Numida meleagris (helmeted guineafowl), 5578 nucleotides. It is a transcript of the gene NNT, whose product is annotated as nicotinamide nucleotide transhydrogenase. The coding region runs from base 310 to 3570 and encodes 1086 amino acids. Gene Ontology annotation, cellular component: mitochondrial inner membrane. The record is from RefSeq and is a predicted model, not a curated record. NCBI's taxonomy places the organism in Eukaryota, Metazoa, Chordata, Aves, Galliformes, Numididae. Gene Ontology annotation, biological process: NADPH regeneration; proton transmembrane transport. The transcript is spliced from 22 exons. Gene Ontology annotation, molecular function: NADP binding; NAD binding.
CGGGACGGCGCCUCGCUGCCUUCCUAAGGGCGGGCGGUGUGGCUGGGAGCGAAGCGCCCUUCCCGGCCCUGUCCGGGUCCCCUGGCCGCGCCUUUCCCAGCCCCGGCUCCCGCGGCUCUGGGGACCAGAGGGUCAGGGGCUCGGGCGGGGGCCAGGCUUGGUCUGGGUCCCGGGUGCCGUCAGAGCUCCUUCUUUAGAGCGAUGGUCUAAAGAGAAUGCGGUCCUGAGCCGUGGCAUGCCAACCUGUAGGUCAGCCUGCAAGCAGGGAUUCCAUACGUGGCAAGGAGUCAGCUCGGAGGUCAGGGCGACAUGGCGAGCCUUCUGCGCAUUGCUGUCAGUGGGUGCUCCGUGCCUGUGCUCGGUGGUGUGAUACCUCCCAAGGUGCACUCCACAAAGAUGCCAUGUUUGCGAAUGUUUAGAACCCACCAGGUACUCUGGUCUCAGGCAACUCCGAAGCCAGGAAUCCCUUAUAAACAGCUAACUGUAGGUGUACCCAAGGAGAUAUUCGAGAAUGAGAAGAGAGUGGCUCUAUCACCGGCUGGAGUUCAAGCCUUGAUUAAGCAGGGCUUCAAUGUUGUGGUGGAGUCUGGUGCUGGAGAAGCCUCCAAAUUUUCUGAUGAUCAUUACAGAGAAGUUGGAGCAAAAAUCCAAGGGACCAAGGAAGUCUUGGGUUCUGAUGUGAUUGUAAAAGUGAGGGCUCCUAUGCAUAAUCCAACCUUAGGAGUACAUGAGGCAGACCUUUUUAAGACAGCACCUACCCUGAUUAGUUUUAUCUACCCAGCACAAAAUCCGGACCUCCUGAAAAAACUUGCAGAAAAAAAAACUACUGUCUUGGCUAUGGAUCAAGUUCCACGGGUCACCAUUGCUCAGGGAUAUGAUGCACUUAGCUCCAUGGCAAACAUUGCUGGUUACAAAGCUGUUGUAUUGGCAGCAAAUCACUUUGGUCGGUUUUUCACGGGUCAGAUCACAGCUGCGGGUAAAGUUCCUCCAGCUAAGGUCUUGAUCAUUGGAGGAGGAGUUGCUGGCCUGGCUUCUGCAGGAGCAGCUAAAUCAAUGGGUGCGGUGGUUCGUGGUUUUGAUACUAGAGCUGCAGCUCUGGAACAGUUCAAGUCUCUUGGUGCUGAGCCUUUGGAAGUAGACGUAAAGGAAUCUGGAGAGGGCCAGGGUGGUUAUGCUAAAGAAAUGUCGAAAGAAUUUAUUGAAGCUGAAAUGAAACUCUUUGCCAAACAGUGCCAAGAUGUUGAUAUUAUCAUCACUACAGCACUUAUUCCAGGUAAAAAAGCUCCUGUCUUGUUUAAGAAAGAUAUGAUUGAAUCUAUGAAGGAAGGUUCAGUUGUUGUGGACUUAGCUGCAGAAGCUGGGGGAAACAUUGAGACAACAAAGCCUGGAGAACUGUACGUUCAUAAGGGUGUUACACAUAUUGGCUACACAGACUUACCAAGCAGAAUGGCUACUCAGGCCAGUACUCUGUAUUCCAAUAAUAUUAUCAAACUCCUAAAGGCUAUUAGUCCUGACAAAGAGAACUUCUACUUUGAUCCAAAAGAUCAAUUUGAUUACGGUACUCUGGAUCAUGUAAUUAGAGGAACUGUAGUAAUGAAGGAUGGCAAGGUGAUUUUUCCAGCACCUCCACCAAAUAACAUUCCCCAAGGAGCCCCUGUGAAGCCGAAGACUGUAGCAGAGCUGGAAGCAGAAAAAGCAGCUACUAUUACACCUUUUAGAAAAACUAUGACUAGUGCAUCUAUAUACACAACAGGUCUAGCUAGCAUGUUAGGACUUGGCGUUGUUUCUCCUAAUACUGCUUUUGCGCAAAUGGUGACAACAUUUGGCCUAGCUGGAAUAGUGGGGUACCAUACAGUAUGGGGUGUGACUCCUGCUCUUCACUCUCCACUCAUGUCAGUGACUAAUGCUAUCUCGGGACUAACUGCAGUUGGUGGGCUGGUGUUGAUGGGAGGAACUUAUCUCCCUGAAAAUGCUCCUCAAAGUCUAGCAGUUCUUUCAGCCUUUAUCUCUUCAGUCAAUAUUGCAGGUGGGUUUCUAGUUACACAGAGAAUGCUGGAUAUGUUCAAACGUCCCACAGAUCCUCCUGAGUACAACUACUUGUACCUACUUCCUGGUGGUGUGUUUGUGGGAGGCUAUGCAGCUGCUCUCAGUGGUGGCUAUAGUAUUGAACAGAUGAUGUAUCUGGGCUCAGGCUUAUGCUGUGUUGGUGCACUAGCUGGUCUGUCCACCCAAGGAACAGCUCGUCUUGGAAAUGCUUUGGGAAUGAUUGGUGUUGCAGGAGGUUUAGCAGCAACUCUUGGAGGCCUUAAACCCUCACCUGAAUUGUUGGCUCAGAUGUCAGGUGCAAUGGCACUUGGUGGCACCAUAGGUUUGACAAUUGCUAAACGCAUCCAGAUUACAGAUCUGCCUCAGCUAGUAGCUGCUUUUCAUAGUUUGGUUGGUUUGGCAGCUGUGCUCACCUGUGUAGCCGAAUACAUGAUUGAGUAUCCUCACUUUGCUAUGGAUCCAGCUGCAAACCUUACCAAGAUUGUGGCAUACCUCGGAACAUACAUUGGAGGAGUGACUUUUAGUGGCUCUCUUAUUGCUUACGGAAAGCUGCAAGGUAUCCUGAAUUCUGCGCCCCUGCUCUUGCCUGGUCGGCAUGCACUGAAUGCAGGGUUACUGGCUGCCAGCAUUGGUGGGAUGAUUCCAUACAUGAUUGAUCCUAGCUACACUACUGGGAUUACUUGUCUUGGUUCUGUGUCAGCUCUCUCAGCCAUAAUGGGUGUCACUUUAACAGCAGCUAUUGGAGGUGCUGACAUGCCUGUAGUUAUUACCGUCCUGAACAGUUAUUCUGGAUGGGCCUUGUGUGCUGAGGGCUUCCUACUGAACAACAACUUGCUGACCAUUGUUGGUGCACUCAUUGGAUCCUCUGGGGCCAUCCUCUCUUACAUCAUGUGUGUGGCUAUGAACCGUUCCCUUGCAAAUGUGAUUCUAGGGGGCUAUGGCACCACAUCGACAGCUGGUGGAAAGCCUAUGGAAAUCACUGGAACCCACACGGAAAUUAAUGUAGACAAUGCAAUUGAAAUGAUAAAAGAAGCAAAUAGCAUUAUUAUUACUCCAGGCUAUGGUUUGUGUGCAGCAAAAGCUCAGUACCCCAUAGCUGAUCUAGUGAAGAUGUUGAGAGAACAAGGGAAAAAUGUUAGAUUUGGUAUUCACCCUGUGGCUGGCCGUAUGCCUGGCCAGCUGAAUGUUCUCCUAGCAGAAGCCGGUGUUCCCUAUGAUAUUGUUCUGGAAAUGGAUGAGAUCAAUGAAGACUUCCCAGACACUGACUUAGUCCUUGUAAUUGGUGCAAAUGAUACCGUUAAUUCAGCAGCUCAGGAAGAUCCAAACUCUAUCAUAGCUGGAAUGCCAGUUCUUGAGGUCUGGAAGUCCAAACAGGUCAUUGUAAUGAAGAGAUCUUUGGGAGUCGGAUAUGCAGCUGUGGACAAUCCAAUCUUCUAUAAACCCAAUACUGCCAUGUUGUUGGGAGAUGCUAAGAAGACUUGUGAUGCCCUGCAGGCCAAAGCCAGGGAAUCUUAUCAAAGCUAAAUACUGAUUUGUAUUCAACUCACAGUAGUGACUACAGUUUUGUCACAGAAGUCAUGGAAAACAAGAUUUGGAAGUAUCUCUUACUGUCAUAAUGCAGCCAACAUUUGCAGAAGACAGCAUUGACUCCUAGGAGAUAUAGUUGAGUGAGAGAUGCAGGUUUUUAUGAAAGGAUGGGCACAUCAGCCCAUCAAACUAAAUCUCCCAUGAGGCAAUGCGUUAGAAUGAACAUAUGCUUUCUAAGGUUAAUGUUGAGCUGUUGGAAGCAGGAGGUAAUUACUCUUUGUUAUCUUUAAGUGGUUAUUGGCUUCUUUCUUCUAUCUAUGCUUCUGUCAUGGAAAUCCACUAAAAAUUGCUGUGCCAAGAUUGUAUUCUGUCUUAUCAUUAAAGCUGUCCUUUGGCCAGUAUGAACAAAAAUAGCUAUUUAUUUCAUCAAAAUAUAAAGUAAAAUUACAAUCAGAUGUGAACAGAUGCAAAUAAAUCCUUACAUGAUUUGAGAUUCCAAUCAUAAUACUAUGUUAAAUCUCUGUAAAGAAUUGAACUGUUCCUUUUGUGGAUUGUAUGGGUGCUGUGAAUCAGGAGCAUAGGAAAGUUACUCUUCUUUAAAAUACAGUCCAACUUUUCUGUAGUGUCCACUUAGAUUAUGUGGAAUAAAACUGGGGAUUUCAGGGACCUACCAAGUGAUCUUCAAACCUGACAAGGAAGUGUACAUCUGCACUGCUUAAAUGUUCACAGCAGCUGCUAGAUUCUCCAUCUUUUCCACUUGUUGCCUUUUUAAAUUUUAUGAGAAAACAUAGUCCAGUUCUGCACAGCCAAAACACAUUGCAUAUCUGGUCUGUUCACAGAAUCUGGACUGCAGUGUUUCAGUUUUUAUUCACUUAGAUAUUUAAAUGUAUUGACUAUUUUAAAAUUUAGUAAUGCUUUCUUAAUCAACAUUUUUGUGAUGCUGAAAAUGGCACUUUUAAACAUAUUUAAGAUGCUGGAGUUUAUUAGAUUUUUUUUUUAAUAAGCUAUUGUUUGGACAGCACAGAAACGUACCAAACUUAAAAUCCAGUGUUUUGAUUAUUUGACUUCUCCUUAAUCCAAUUUAAAGCACUGUUUAAAUUCCCACAACAAAUUCAGCAAAGAAUUAAAUUAUGGCAUAGAUUGCUGUUUUAUUUUUAUUGUGCUAAGUGUACUUGAGUGGAACUCAAAUAUUUGACUAAUAAAAUGCAUUUAUCGUGUUUGCAUAAUGAUGUAGCAACUGUCCAUGGUGACAAAGGCUAAAUAAAAAUAGUUUUACUUGUAUAGAAAGCAUUAUUAUUUGGGGAUAAUAACUUACUAUCAAGUAAGUCUUGAAAUUAGUCCAUCUGUACUGACAGAACAAAUGUCUUUGUAUUAUGCCAUUUAUUGAGACCUCAUAUAAAAUAUAGUAUUUCCACGUAGCUACCUCUGUUUUUAUGUGAAGAUCACUUAAAACACAGACUUUAAACAGGUAAUGCAGGAAGAAAUGUAACAGUAUAUAAAAGCUACCCUUUUGGAAAUCUUUUUUGUAUAAUUUGAAAAUAAAAAUUAUCACAUAAGUAUUAAGAUGUUGUACGCUGCAGGAAAUUACUUGUAAUUAAAUUAUAACUUUAAAACAUUGCAGCAGCUUUGUUUGAAUGUAGAGUGUGAUCUCUUAAUAUCAUUAUAUUCAGUUUUUCUUUAAGGUAUGAAAAAAAAAUCUUUCACAAUUAUGCAAAAAAAGGGAGUUGAAGGGAUUUAACAUACUAAAGCAUUAGUUUUUGUCUUGCUAAAGUUCAGGUAUCUAACUGUAGUAUGCAACAUGUCUUUGCUUAUAAGUAUUUAAUACAAGACUCAGCUCUUAAAAAAGGUGGGGAGAUGGAGAGAAUUCUUUUUUCCUUUGUAUUUGAAGACAAAAAUGUACAGUUGGAUUAGAGGUACCAGUCUGAUCAUUAAAACUGUGCUUUAACAUGGAAAGUCAGGUAGUUGUUGAAGUACUAAUAAAAAAUCAGUUAUUUUUCUUUAUUGA